Nomia melanderi (Alkali bee) is the source of this 7298-nucleotide messenger RNA. The record is from RefSeq and is a predicted model, not a curated record. Lineage: Eukaryota; Metazoa; Arthropoda; Insecta; Hymenoptera; Halictidae.
UCCUCAGAGGGACGGAACGCAAUUGUGGAUACAGUUUGAUAAUUCGCUAGUGAUUUCGUCGAGCCGAGCCUCGAACUGUGACUGACAUUGGUUUCGAGGUGUAGUCCUUAUCCUAUCGCUAAGGAACCGACACCGCACACGCGGCUGAAACGGAAGAGAUCUUGUGCGCGAACCCUUUGCCUUAGUGAACGGGAACCAGUGAUACAAACCUUUCUUGUUUUCUUUUCUUUUUCUUUUCUCUCCUCGACGACGCCGUCGACGACUCCCCCUAACGGGGCAUCCCCCGCGGCCAACCGUAACUUCCUCCCCGACCCAAAUACGUCCGUGGACACAAAAAACGCAGUGGAAUUCUUCGAGCGGCCGCUCAGAACGUGCCGCCAGAAGUAGUCCGUCCGCCGCCGAAUUCUCCGAAGAACGAGAAGAGGAGCGAAGAAACGAAGCAACAAGGAGAUCCCACCCCUCGACACGUGGGAAAACGACGUAGAAGGCGCGCAGACCUUCCUGUGAACAAGGGGUCAUUAGUACUAGUAGAUCGAUUCAACUAGGAAAAGGAACCACCAAAGAUGCCGCGACCACAGAAGCAAGAGGGAGAUGAUCCCGAUCCAACCCCUUACCUCUUCGUCUCUCUCGAGCAGAAGAGAAUCGAUCAGACGAAACCGUACGAUGCGAAAAAAGCGUGCUGGGUACCCGAUGAGAAGGAAGGAUAUCUCCUUGGUGAGAUCAAGGCUACCAAGGGUGAUAUUGUCAGCGUCGGAUUGCCUGGCGGCGAGACCAGGGAUUUCAAAAAGGACCAGCUGCAGCAGGUGAACCCGCCGAAGUACGAGAAAUGCGAGGACAUGUCGAAUCUGACUUACCUGAACGAUGCUUCGGUCCUUCACAAUCUGAAGCAACGUUACUACGCCAAACUUAUUUACACUUACUCCGGCCUGUUCUGUGUAGCCAUUAAUCCCUACAAAAGAUUCCCCGUGUACACGUCCAGGUGCGCGAAAUUGUACCGAGGCAAGAGGCGUAAUGAAGUGCCACCCCAUAUCUUCGCCAUUUCCGACGGAGCGUACGUGAACAUGUUGACCAACAGUGAAAAUCAGUCUAUGUUGAUCACCGGUGAGUCUGGAGCCGGAAAGACUGAGAACACGAAGAAGGUAAUUGCGUACUUCGCUACUGUCGGUGCGUCGACCAAGAAAGCUGACGAUGCCAACCAAAAGAAAGGUUCCCUGGAAGAUCAGGUCGUACAAACCAAUCCCGUACUGGAAGCGUUCGGUAAUGCCAAGACCGUGCGUAACGACAACUCCUCGCGUUUCGGUAAAUUCAUCCGUAUCCACUUCGGUCCGUCUGGUAAACUGGCUGGUGCUGAUAUCGAGACUUAUCUACUCGAGAAAGCCCGUGUCAUCUCCCAACAGGCUCUGGAACGUUCUUACCACAUUUUCUACCAAAUGAUGUCCGGCUCUGUCAACGGUUUGAAGGAGAUGUGCUGCCUGUCGAACAACAUCCAAGAUUACUACUUCGUCUCUCAGGGCAAGACCACAAUCCCAAAUGUCGAUGACGGCGAGGAGUGUACUUUGACCGACCAAGCCUUCGAUGUGCUGGGAUUCACCCAGGAGGAGAAGAACGACAUCUACAAAAUCACCGCCGCUGUCAUGCACAUGGGUGGCAUGAAGUUCAAGCAAAGGGGUCGUGAGGAACAGGCUGAAGCCGAUGGCACUGAGGAAGGUGAACGAGUCGCCAAGUUGCUCGGUUGCGACUGUGCCGACCUUUACAAGAACUUGUUGAAACCAAGGAUCAAGGUCGGUAACGAGUUCGUGACACAAGGUCGUAACAAGGAUCAAGUAGCGUACUCCGUGGGCGCCAUGUCGAAGGCCAUGUUCGACAGGCUGUUCAAAUGGCUGGUGAAGAAGUGUAACGAGACCCUGGAUACCAAACAGAAGAGACAGCACUUCAUUGGUGUACUGGAUAUUGCCGGUUUUGAGAUCUUCGACUUCAACAGCUUCGAGCAGCUCUGCAUCAACUUCACGAAUGAGAAGCUUCAGCAAUUCUUCAACCAUCAUAUGUUCGUCCUCGAACAAGAGGAGUACACGAAGGAGGGCAUUCAAUGGGAGUUCAUUGACUUUGGCAUGGAUCUCCUCGCGUGUAUAGAAUUGAUCGAGAAGCCUAUGGGUAUCCUGUCCAUCCUUGAAGAAGAAUCUAUGUUCCCGAAAGCCACCGACAAGACCUUCGAGGAGAAAUUGAACAACAACCAUCUCGGCAAGAGUCCUAACUACUUGAAACCCAAACCACCGAAGCCAGGCCAGCAAGCAGCUCACUUCGCUAUCGGCCAUUAUGCCGGAAACGUACCAUACAACAUUACGGGCUGGCUGGAAAAGAACAAGGACCCGUUGAACGACACUGUGGUCGAUCAAUUCAAGAAAUCUUCUAACAAACUGUUGGUCGAGAUCUUCGCCGAUCAUCCUGGUCAGUCCGGUGAUGCCGGCGGUGGUGGUGGCGGUGGCGGCAAAGGUGGACGUGGUAAGAAGGGUGGUGGCUUCUCGACGGUGUCGUCGUCCUACAGGGAACAAUUGAACAACCUGAUGACCACUUUGAGAGCUACCCAACCCCACUUCGUCCGUUGUAUCAUUCCCAAUGAGUUGAAACAACCGGGUGUCAUCGAUUCUCACCUUGUCAUGCACCAGCUGACCUGUAACGGUGUACUUGAAGGCAUCCGUAUCUGUCGUAAAGGAUUCCCCAACAGAAUGGUGUACCCUGACUUCAAACUACGGUACAAGAUCCUGGCGCCAGCUGCAGUCGAUAAAGUGGCCUCCGACCCGAAGAAGGCCGCUGCGGCGAUCUUGGAAGCGUCUGGUCUUGAUCCCGACCAAUAUCGUCUUGGACACACCAAGGUAUUCUUCCGUGCCGGAGUCCUGGGUCAGAUGGAAGAGCUUCGCGAUGAACGUCUGAGCAAGAUCGUGUCUUGGAUGCAGGCGUACAUCAGAGGUUACCUGUCCCGAAAGGAUUACAAGAAACUCCAGGAACAACGUCUCGCGUUGGUGGUCGUACAGAGGAACUUGAGAAAGUACUUGCAACUUCGUACUUGGCCAUGGUGGAAACUCUGGCAGAAGGUCAAGCCUCUCCUCAACGCCACUCGUAUCGAGGAUGAGCUUGCUGCGCUCGAGGAGAAAGCGAGAAAGGCGCAGGAGGCCUUCGAGAAGGAAGAGAAGCUGCGCAAGGAGCUCGAGGAGCAGAACACCAAGCUACUCAAUGAGAGGAAUGCCCUGCAACGGCAGCUCGACGGCGAGAAGGGCUCGCUCUCCGAGUACAUGGAGAAGUCGUUGAAAUUGGCCGCGCAGAAGUCCGAUCUCGAAUCUCAACUUCAGGAUCUCAACGACAGAUUCAAAGAAGAGGAGGACACGAGGAACAAUCUCUUCCAAAACAAGAAGAAACUCGAGCAAGAAGUAGCGGGUCUGAAGAAAGACAUCGAAGACCUCGAGUUGAACCUCCAGAAAUCCGAGCAGGACAAAGCGACGAAGGAUCACCAGAUCCGCAACUUGAACGACGAGAUCGCCCACCAAGACGAGCUGAUCAACAAACUGAACAAAGAAAAGAAGAACCAGGGCGAAGUCAACCAGAAGACUGGCGAAGAGCUCCAGGCCGCUGAAGACAAAGUGAACCACUUGAACAAAGUGAAAGUCAAACUAGAACAUACCCUCGAUGAACUCGAAGACUCCCUCGAACGUGAGAAGAAAUCACGAGCUGAUGUAGAGAAAUCCAAGAGGAAGGUUGAAGGAGAUCUGAAACUCACUCAGGAAGCCGUCGCCGACCUCGAGAGGAACAAGAAGGAACUCGAACAAACCAUCCAACGCAAGGACAAGGAACUCUCGUCUUUGACAGCUAAACUCGAAGACGAGCAAUCCUUGGUCGGCAAACUGCAGAAACAGAUCAAGGAAUUGCAAGCCCGCAUCGAAGAACUCGAGGAAGAAAUCGAAGCUGAGCGUGGCUCUCGCGUGAAAGCCGAGAAGCAGCGCAGCGACCUUGCUCGCGAGCUCGAGGAACUUGGCGAACGUCUCGAAGAAGCUGGUGGCGCGACGUCCGCUCAAAUCGAACUCAACAAGAAGAGAGAAGCCGAACUUAGCAAGCUCCGCAGGGACCUCGAGGAGGCCAACAUUCAACAUGAGGCCACCCUCGCCAGCUUGCGCAAGAAGCACAACGACGCCGUCGCCGAGAUGGGCGAACAAAUCGACACACUCAACAAACUUAAGGCUAGGGUUGAAAAGGAUAAGGUUCAGUACUUCAGCGAAUUGAAUGAUAUGCGCGCGAGUGUAGAUCACCUGAGCAACGAGAAGGCCGCCCAAGAGAAGAUCGUGAAGCAGCUGCAGCACCAACUGAACGAGACCCAGGGCAAGCUCGAAGAGGUGAACCGCACAUUGAACGACUUCGACGCCGCGAAGAAGAAGCUGUCCAUCGAGAACAGCGACCUGUUGCGCCAACUGGAGGAGGCCGAGUCUCAGGUCAGUCAGCUUUCCAAGAUCAAGAUCUCGCUCACCACGCAACUGGAGGACACGAAACGUUUGGCCGACGAGGAAUCGAGGGAACGCGCCACUCUGCUCGGCAAAUUCCGCAACCUGGAACACGACCUGGACAACAUUCGGGAACAAGUCGAGGAGGAAGCCGAGGGCAAGGCGGACUUGCAGCGACAGCUCAGCAAGGCGAACGCGGAGGCGCAACUCUGGCGCACGAAAUACGAGUCCGAGGGUGUCGCGAGAGCAGAAGAGCUCGAGGAAGCUAAGAGGAAACUACAGGCACGACUGGCUGAAGCCGAGGAAACGAUCGAAUCGCUUAACCAGAAGGUCAUCGCACUCGAGAAGACGAAACAGAGACUAUCCACGGAAGUCGAGGACCUGCAGAUCGAAGUGGACCGCGCGACCGCCAUCGCCAACGCCGCCGAGAAGAAACAGAAAGCUUUCGACAAGAUCAUUGGGGAAUGGAAGCUCAAAGUCGACGACCUCGCAGCAGAACUGGACGCCAGCCAGAAGGAAUGCCGCAACUACAGCACCGAAUUGUUCAGGCUCAGAGGUGCAUACGAGGAAGGUCAAGAACAGUUGGAAGCAGUACGUCGCGAGAACAAGAACCUCGCCGACGAGGUGAAAGACCUGUUGGACCAGAUCGGCGAAGGUGGACGCAACAUUCACGAAAUCGAGAAGGCCAGGAAGCGCCUGGAGGCUGAGAAGGAUGAACUUCAAGCCGCCUUGGAGGAAGCUGAGGCCGCUCUUGAACAGGAAGAGAACAAAGUGCUUCGCAGCCAGCUUGAACUCAGCCAAGUGCGACAAGAGAUUGACCGACGCAUCCAGGAGAAGGAAGAAGAAUUCGAGAAUACCAGAAAGAAUCACCAGCGUGCUCUCGAUUCUAUGCAAGCAUCGCUUGAAGCAGAAGCCAAGGGCAAAGCUGAGGCACUGCGCAUGAAGAAGAAACUGGAAGCUGACAUCAACGAACUGGAAAUCGCUCUGGACCAUGCCAACAAAGCGAACGCCGAAGCCCAGAAGAACAUCAAGAGAUACCAACAGCAACUGAAGGACGUACAGACCGCUCUCGAAGAGGAACAACGGGCACGCGACGAAGCGAGGGAACUCCUUGGAAUCUCAGAACGCCGUGCCAACGCUCUACAGAACGAAUUGGAAGAAAGCCGCACUCUUCUCGAACAGGCAGACCGUGGCCGCCGUCAAGCGGAACAAGAGCUGGCCGACUGUCACGAACAACUUAACGAACUUGGUGCUCAGAACGCUUCUAUCUCCGCUGCUAAGAGGAAACUUGAAGCUGAACUCCAGACUCUCCACUCUGAUCUGGAUGAACUCCUGAACGAAGCGAAGAACUCUGAAGAGAAAGCGAAGAAGGCGAUGGUCGACGCAGCUAGAUUGGCCGACGAGCUCCGAGCUGAACAAGAUCACGCUCAGACUCAAGAGAAACUGCGUAAGGCUCUUGAAACACAAAUCAAGGAACUCCAGGUGCGUCUGGACGAAGCCGAGGCGAACGCACUGAAGGGCGGCAAGAAGGCGAUCCAGAAACUCGAACAGCGCGUCCGCGAAUUGGAGAACGAAUUAGACGGAGAACAGAGGAGACACGCCGAUGCCCAGAAGAACCUCCGCAAGUCUGAACGCCGUAUCAAAGAACUGAGCUUCCAGGCUGACGAAGACCGCAAGAACCACGAGCGCAUGCAAGACUUGGUCGACAAACUCCAGCAGAAGAUCAAGACAUACAAGAGGCAAAUCGAGGAGGCCGAAGAGAUUGCUGCUCUCAAUCUUGCUAAGUUCCGCAAGGCGCAACAGGAACUCGAAGAGGCGGAAGAGAGGGCGGAUCUUGCUGAACAGGCGAUCACCAAGUUCCGCACCAAAGGACGUGGGGGAAGUGCCGCGCGCGGACUGAGCCCAGCGCCACACCGACCUGCGUUCAAACCCCAAUUGGAUGGUUCCGCAUUCCCGCCACGCUUCGACCUCCAGCCCGAUGGUGAUUUGUAAAGAUCGACGCGACCGACACACCCGAUUUAGAGACUCGAUCGCCGAUGAUAUAGCUUAACAAACGUAACGAGACCGAACAGAAAAGGAGAAAAAAGGAAAAUACAGAUGGGAAAACAAAAUAAAGAGAGAACGGAACACAACACGAAGAGCGAACAAAUUUCAUCGUGUCAUCUCGCUGAGCGACUCACCCUCUCAUCAUCUUUUCACACGUACACACACUUUACACACCGACGUACCGGUCGCGAAUCUUUACCUUCAUCACGACACGAGGAUGUCCGUGCUUGGUUAAUUUUGCCAGUUUUCGAAAUGCGACGAUUAAUGUAAACAGAUAGACAGAGGGAUAGAUAGAGAAGAGGGGAAAAGAACAAACGGAGGAAGGGGGAAAAAGGGAGGGACAACGAUCUCCCCGUUGAAGAACAUCCGAUUGAAUUUACUUUUGUGGGCGGGAUUCAGGGGGGAAACGUGGGGAGGAAAGCAAAAACCCUUAAUCUUAGCCACUCGCGAUAUGACGGUCGAGGAGAGGAGAGAAUGUAAAGAAUGAGAGUGGGAGAGCAAGAGAGGAACCGAGAGAAAGGAGAAAUGCGAGCGGUCGAGAUCAGAGGCGGAACAAAGGAGAACCAGUAAGAAUUGUAUAUGUAUUAUUGAACGAGAAAAAACGAAAAAACAUAUGAGAAUACACGUGCACAACACUGGCAUACUCGCGAAUCAAGCGGACGUACUGUAUCGAUAUGUACUUGUAAAGUUAAAAACAAUCCAGCGCGAAGAGAGACAAAAAAUGGACAAAAAAAAGAAAGCGAAAUGUAAGAGAACUAAAAAACGAAC